Molecule: messenger RNA, 765 nt
Organism: Puma concolor (puma)
Lineage: Eukaryota; Metazoa; Chordata; Mammalia; Carnivora; Felidae
Gene: MEOX1
Product: mesenchyme homeobox 1
Biological process (GO): somite development; positive regulation of transcription by RNA polymerase II
Cellular component (GO): nucleus
Molecular function (GO): DNA-binding transcription factor activity, RNA polymerase II-specific; RNA polymerase II cis-regulatory region sequence-specific DNA binding
Source: RefSeq, a predicted model, not a curated record
AUGGAUCCCGUGGCCAGCAGCUGCAUGAGGAGCCCCCACCCCCCGGCCCCGGUCUGGGGCUGCCUUCGAAAUCCCCACUCUGAAGGCAGUGGGGCCUCGGGGCUGCCCCGCUACCCGCCAACACCGUUCUCCUUCCACCAGAAACCAGACUUCCCGGCGACAGCGACGGCAGCGUACCCCGACUUCUCAGCCUCCUGCCUGGCAGCCGCCCCACACAGCCUUCCCCGGGAGGAGCGCGUCUUCACUGAACAGCACCCCGCUUUCCCGCAGCCCCCCGACUGGCACUUCCCUGUCUCAGAGGCCCGGCGCAGGCUCAACCCGGGCCCAGCUGGGGGCUCCAGGGACGUGGGGGCCAGCAGCCCGGGCCUGGUGGACACCACGGGAGGCCCAGGCGAGGACUACGAGGUCCUGGGGAGCACUGCCCACGAGACGGAGAAGAAGUCCACCAGACGGAAAAAGGAGAGUUCAGACAACCCAGAGAGCCGAGGGAAGCCUGAUGGCAGCAGCAAGGCUCGAAAGGAGAGGACAGCCUUCACCAAGGAGCAGCUUCGGGAGCUUGAGGCCGAGUUUGCUCACCAUAACUACCUGACCCGGCUCCGGAGAUACGAGAUCGCUGUGAACCUGGACCUCUCGGAGCGGCAGGUCAAAGUGUGGUUCCAGAACCGAAGGAUGAAGUGGAAACGUGUGAAAGGGGGUCAGCCUAUCUCCCCCAGUGGGCAGGACCCAGAGGAUGGGGACUCUGCCGCCUCUCCAAGCUCAGAGUGA